Messenger RNA from Penicillium oxalicum, 519 nucleotides. RefSeq lists its product as uncharacterized. The record is from RefSeq and is a predicted model, not a curated record. Bases 1 to 519 code for a protein of 172 amino acids. NCBI's taxonomy places the organism in Eukaryota, Fungi, Ascomycota, Eurotiomycetes, Eurotiales, Aspergillaceae. The transcript is spliced from 3 exons.
AUGGCCAAGGAGGCACCGUCGCUGCAAUACGAUGCUGAGCAGGGAGUAGCUGCUAAUCAAGGCGGCUUCGGCCUUCUUGCGGAAAUGCGCGGCAUGCGUGCAGAGGCCAUUUCCUCAUGGGUGCGAGAUGCACUUAAAAAGGACACAGAGCGACGUAAGGAAGAGAUCCGUCGACUCAACAAGGGGCCAAUUCACGGCGGUGACGUGCGUUCUGACACAAUGGUCGUCACCGAACGCUACCGGAAGACAAGCACGGAAUGGAAGUCAUUUCAAACCUUGUAUGGCCUCACCCCAGAAGCCAUUCAAGAUCUCGACCAAGCACAAUGCUCGGAAUCCUUGCAAGCGUUGAACAGAGCGGCUUCAAUUCUGUUCGAGAAGCGUUGCGCACGCCUGCCAGCUGAAGUGCUCCGCAAACGAGACGAUCUUGUCGCCUUGAUAGUCCAGGAAAAUUAUGAAGAGGCCGAGAAAAUGAGCCGCACUUUUCUCUGUAAGGAGGAGUCCUCUGUGGCUGAAGAGUAG